Messenger RNA from Talaromyces proteolyticus, 1701 nucleotides. RefSeq names its product putative Zn(II)2Cys6 transcription factor. Bases 82 to 1614 code for a protein of 510 amino acids. Gene Ontology annotation, cellular component: nucleus. NCBI's taxonomy places the organism in Eukaryota, Fungi, Ascomycota, Eurotiomycetes, Eurotiales, Trichocomaceae. The transcript is spliced from 5 exons. The record is from RefSeq and is a predicted model, not a curated record. Gene Ontology annotation, molecular function: DNA-binding transcription factor activity, RNA polymerase II-specific; DNA binding; zinc ion binding. Gene Ontology annotation, biological process: DNA-templated transcription; regulation of DNA-templated transcription.
CUUUCCGUAACCUGGUGUUAUCAUAAUCAUGGUGCCAAUGCGAUAUCGUGAGUGAACGGUCAAUUCGCAGUCUCCGUCGAUAUGAAUUUGAGCGGUACGUUACUGACCUCGCGCCCCUUCGCUGCAAAUGUUUGCGCCCUAUGUCGAAGUCAAAAGCGAAAAUGUGACAAGGCGAUGCCGUCAUGUUCGCGAUGCCAAAAAUUGGGAAUCCCUUGUGACUACGAUUUCUAUCUCACAGAGCUCGCCAAUUCCGCUUCAUCGCUACCCAUGCGUUUAUCCUUAGCGUUAGGACAAAUAUGGCUGCCACCGGUUACCCUGGAGGCCUUACAGCCAUAUCAAGAUAAUGUUCAAGGCCGGAGGAUCCAUGUUGACCAAUUUGCAGUGCAAUUAAUAAUGACAAGCUUAGCUAAGAGUAGAGUUCCCCUGCAAGAUGUGCUGUCCGUUUACUUCUUUUCAUUACAGUCUUGGCUACCGGUAAUCCACGAGAAGAGCUUCCGAUCCCGAGUUACCCAACUUCGCUAUGCACCAAGAGCAGACACUGCCCUCCUAUUGUUGUGUAUGUAUGUAGCAGCCCAAGGGCAGGGUAAUUCUCCCGAGAACGAGAAUGCGCAGCACGAAGCCUAUUAUAUCUGCAAAUAUCUAUUCUCAUUUCUACAGAUAGUACAGCCCCCUAGCUUGGAGAUGGUUCAAUGUGGGCUCUUGAUUACGGUGUUCGAAGUCGGGUCUGUGCUCUCUGCUGCAGCUUCUGUGAGUAUAGCGACUUGCGCUAGAUUGGGAUAUGCGUUGGGUUUACAUGUGGACCAACAAAAAGACUUUGGAAAUAUAUCACCUGCAUGGGUAGAGGCGGAAGAACGGCGCAGAGUCUGGCUGGGCUUGUUCAUAUUGGACCGACUUGUGAUGCAGGCCGCGACUAAUUGCAGAGCCCCUCAUGUAGUUGGCGUACCUGACCCGACCUUCCGCCUGCCUGGACCAGAUGCUAUUUGGGACGGGCCGUGCGAGCUAAUGCGAGGCGAGAUACCAGGAGCUACCCUGGCGACAGCUGUGGAAAUGCGCGUUUCAUAUUUCGCUCGUGAGGUCCAGGCGAGUGAAUUGCUUGGGCAGGCCCAGGAAUUGAUCAACAUCCACGACAGCUUGGAGCUCCUUGAGAAGUUAGAAAACCUCGAGACCAAGGUACUUUAUAUGACAAAAAUCUUAUUUGAUCAAACACCUGGGUCAUGGGUUGUUUUUUGCGGAGCGAAUUCCAUUUGUUUGUUGACCAUGAUCCUGCUGCAACAGGGUCGUAUGGCAGAAGAAGCGCCAAUUCUGGGUUCUGUCGACCAACGACGAUCUGUGGACAAGGGUUUACUGGCCGUGUCGUCCACUAUUAAUAUGAUUUGCGAGAUCUGCGCCAAAUUUAACGAGGUGGCUACGAGUACAGAGGCAAAAUUAGUUCCUCUGCCAGCAGUAAUCUGUACCGGGAUGGCAGCUCUUGCGGCAUUACAGGUUAACCAGCCUCAAGAAAACACCAGUGCACUCAAAAGGACGUUGGAGCUUUCUUGUGAAAAAUGGAAACUAGCCCGUCACUAUCUCAAGAAACUUGAGGUGUUUGAAGGGAAAUGGCAAGCGGCACCUUAGUUGAGCAAAGAAAUCACGUAACUCAGAGUUGUUUUUGCUAAUGUUUGCGAGCAAUAAUGUUUAUUUUUACGUGUGAAUUAUCUAAAG